Molecule: messenger RNA, 1641 nt
Organism: Trichoderma virens Gv29-8
Lineage: Eukaryota; Fungi; Ascomycota; Sordariomycetes; Hypocreales; Hypocreaceae
Exons: 4
Coding region: 171-1400 (409 amino acids)
Biological process (GO): peptidyl-serine dephosphorylation; double-strand break repair via homologous recombination
Cellular component (GO): nucleus; cytoplasm
Molecular function (GO): protein serine/threonine phosphatase activity
Source: RefSeq, a predicted model, not a curated record
CGCGUGACUCUACCGUUUCCCACGCCCAACGGCGAUUCCGGUUUGCAAUAGCCUCUCCUUCGCGACAUGUCAUAGCCAUCUCUUAUCGCUGUCCGAUUAUCACAUCAGCUUGACCGGCGCACCUCUCGUGUGGCGUCUGUCAGCCUCUCUCUCUCUCUCUGCCGCCCAUCAUGAGCGAUCUCGACAAAGCGAUCGCGCAGCUGCGCUCAUGCCGCCCCAUUCCGGAAGACCAAGUGCGGGAGCUCUGCCACCGCGCCAGAGAGCUUCUCAUCGAGGAGGGCAACGUCGUCACCGUGACAGCGCCGGUAACAAUAUGCGGCGAUAUCCACGGCCAGUUCCACGACCUGAUGGAGCUCUUCCGCGUCGGCGGUGACGUCCCCGACACCAACUAUCUCUUCAUGGGUGACUUUGUCGACCGUGGCUUCUACUCUCUCGAAUCAUUCCUCCUCCUCCUCUGCCUCAAAGUCCGAUACCCGGACCGAAUGACCCUGAUCCGUGGCAACCAUGAGUCUCGACAGAUAACGACAGUGUAUGGUUUUUACGACGAGUGUCUUCGCAAAUACGGCAGCGCAAAUGUAUGGCGCUAUUGCUGCGACGUAUUCGAUUAUCUUGCCCUCGGUGCCAUCGUUUUGGGUGCCUCCAGCACUCUCUCUCCCGGCUCUCCAGAAGACGACGACACCGAGAUUGAGGUCUGCGAUCAGGCUGGCUCUAUAAUCAGCCGUUUCCCCCGACAGUCUGCCAACCAGCCCUCCCAAGAGAAACUCGACAGCUCUAGCAAAAAUACAGUGGACAAGACGGGUCCACCUGGUACGGGGGCAUCUGGGUCUAGCAGCGGCAGCGUAGGAAACCCCACGGGAGCCAUCCUUUGCGUCCACGGCGGACUCAGUCCUCUAGUUGAUACAGUGGACAAGAUAAGGCUUAUUGACCGGAAGCAAGAGGUGCCUCACGAAGGAGCCAUGUGUGACCUCCUCUGGUCCGAUCCGGAUGAAAUUGACGGAUGGGGCCUGUCUCCCCGAGGAGCUGGAUUCUUAUUUGGUGCCGAUAUUGUCAAAGUUUUCAAUCACCGCAACGAUCUAAGUCUAAUUGCGCGUGCGCACCAGCUUGUCAUGGAAGGGUUCAAGGAGAUGUUUGACGCUUCUAUUGUCACCGUCUGGUCUGCCCCGAAUUACUGCUACCGAUGCGGCAAUGUCGCCGCCGUGUUGGAGCUCACUGAGGAUGAAUCAGGCACGGGCAUAUUCCAGCGGACCAAUGGAGACGUUGGCCGUAGCUCUGGUGGCAUAGUUGAGCCGAGAGGCGGACCCAAGAAUGGACCUGCUCGACGGUAUCGCGUGUUUCAAGCCGCACCGCAGGAUUCCAGGGGGAUGCCGGCUAAGAAGCCCGUCGCGGAUUACUUCUUGUAAAGGGGGGUCAUUGAUUUGGUUUGUCUCGUUUCUGCACCUUUUUUUUUUAGCAGCUUAGAGGAUUCCCUUCUACCCUUGCUCAUAUUCACCUUUUCAUGUAUCUUGGCUAUCCAUCCAUCCAAGAACAGCAGAGGAUAUACUUGUAUUUUUUCAGCGGCGAACAUAUCGGAUAACCUUGUCUCGGCGUAUGGGGGUUCAUGAACAUAAAUAAAAUGGGUAUCACAAGGAUGAUAUUCUUUUC